Molecule: messenger RNA, 1560 nt
Organism: Cynocephalus volans (Philippine flying lemur)
Lineage: Eukaryota; Metazoa; Chordata; Mammalia; Dermoptera; Cynocephalidae
Gene: ATRAID
Product: all-trans retinoic acid induced differentiation factor
Exons: 7
Coding region: 808-1323 (171 amino acids)
Biological process (GO): positive regulation of osteoblast differentiation
Cellular component (GO): intracellular membrane-bounded organelle
Source: RefSeq, a predicted model, not a curated record
CCUCGCGGGCAACGUAGUCCUGCAAGCCUGGUCCCCUGGGCUGCGGCCCUGUUCCUCGCUCUGGGCGUGGAAAGGGCUCUGGCGCUACCCGAGGUACAGAAGCAAGUUUGAGAUCCGGCUGAAGCAGGGUAGCUGGCUAGCCGUCUGUUGCGCCCGCCCGCAGCUCUCCCCAUCGCCCAGCCGGCCCGCAGCUCCGACUUCGUCCCUGAAGCCAGCAGACCCCAGCCCGAGCUGUUCCCCAGGCGGGUCUUGUCCGCGAGUACUCACGUUGCGCAGGCCUCUGGCGCCCCCGUCCUUGCUGACGUUCAAAGUGCUUUGAAAUUUGAUCUCUCGCCCCCUAAUCUUUGAAUAAUUUUAAGUUCUUUUUACAAACGAGUCCUCUGGCUCUUCUGCAGACUCUCCAUGCACGAAUGCUGAAUCGUGCGAUGGUAGGGCUGUACUUUCUGUAAUGCUUGAUGAUGUACCUGCAGUCCUUUUAAACCGGCCAAACCGGGGCUGUCAGAUUGAGAAGUGUCUGGCGAGGGAAUAAUAAAUAUGUUAGAACAGAGAGCCUCAAAGAUGACAAUCUAACCAGGGAUAGAUAGGUCUGGUACUGAAAGUCUCUGGUGCGCAGAUUCGGCGCCAGGCUGUAGGGGAAGAAAUGGCACUUCCUAGUCUACCCUGAUGUGAGGGCAGGACACAAGCCACUUCUCUGCCCUAUGUUAGAGGCAUUCUGGAGAAGUAUGCUGUCAGGUAUGCACCCAGUGUCCCGGGAGUGUGCAAAAUUUGUCAGAAGUGGCCCUUUAUUGUAAGCGGACACCCGAACUAAUGCUGCACGCCCGCUGCUGCCUGAAUCAGAAUGGCACCAUAUUGGGGCUCGAUUUCCAGAACUGUUCUCUGAAGGACCCUGGUCCAAACUUUCCUCAGGCACAUACUGCUGUCAUCAUAGACCUGCAAGCAAACCCCCUCAAGGAUGACUUGGCCGGUACUUUCCAUGGCUUUAUCCAGCUCCAGAUUCUGGUCCUGCCACAAGAUGUCAACUGUCCUGGAGGUAUCAAUGCCUGGAAUACUGUCACCUCUUAUAGAGACAACCAAAUCUGCCAAGGGCAGAAGAACCUUUGCAAUAGCACUGGGAACCCAGAAAUGUGUCCUGAGAAUGGAUCUUGUGCACCUAAUGGUCCAGGUCUCUUGCAGUGUGUUUGUGCUGAUGGCUUCCAUGGGUACAAGUGUAUGCGCCAGGGCUCAUUCCCACUGCUUAUGUUCUUCGGGAUUCUGGGAUCCACCACACUAUGUAUCUCCCUUCUGCUUUGGAGGACCCAGCGCCGAAAAGCUAAGGCUUCAUGAACCACGUAGGUCUUCCUUCUGACCUAAGAUCAUUCUGAUCUACCUUAGCCCAUCCAAGGAGAUUUUCUAGACAGCCAUCAUUGGCCCAAGGAUCCUCCUCAAGGCUGAGGCCACCACUGGAAGGAAGAUGGAAAAUUGCACCAAGCUGGAGUGUUGUGGACACUCCAGGUCAGGCGUGGACUUGCACCAGUUCCCAUUUGUGCUGCUGACUGUAAUAAACACUUCUUUUCUCUUUUC